AUGGAUGGCCGCUCGGCAGAUAUUGAUCAGAUGAUUGACGCAAUGAUCGAGACCCAAGCGCAACAUUCGAGAUGGGGUCAGCGGCCAAGUCGCCGGCACGAGCAGGCUCGUCGCGAGUCCGCACUCCCAGGCGACCUUCCAAGGCACCGGCUCGUACGUUGUAUUCGACUAGGGCAAGGAGUUCGGGGGGAUCCUGUCGCUGACGAUCAACAACGCAACGGCGCAGUCCCAGUUCUCGCUGUCGCUCACCGACCUGCGCCGGCGGCUGCAGAACUGGGACGUGAUCCAGACAUUCCACGCGCCGCUCGCCACGGGGCUGCUGACACAGACCGUGGGACAGCAGUGCGGCGGGUUUCGCUUCCUGACGAUCGUGAGGCGUACCCGGGCUACUUCUGCGCACCUGACCCCGGGUUUCACGACAUCGACUUCCUGGCGAAGAUCUUGUACGCCGGCACGUAUACGGUGCAGAACAACACAAUCCCUCCCCGCAUGGUGCGACAGGGGCCGUGGCCCGCAGGAGGUGGCUGGUCCAACAAUGCCUUGGGAGGUUCUGUGAUUGGGCCUAUCCUCGUCGAUGGAGCAAAACGUGACAGGAACAUCUGGCCAGGUAAUCCCUCAUGCUCAGGGCCGCGAUCUAAGCCUCGGAAUCACGCGACGGAUCAGGCGACUGCGAAGCCAACCACCGGCGCGCUGCAGUACUCUGGGCCGCUGCUGAACAAUCAGGGCAGCGAUAAGUACAUCUCGUGGUCGCUCAUCGGGACGCACAACUACUUGUAUAUAGGCGACCUCAAUUUCGUCGAGUCUGUCUGGCCAAACUACACCAAGGCGGUCGGGUUCCUUGAAGGGCGGGAGGCGCCGGAAACAACGCUCGUCACCGCGACGGACCUGGCGACGCAUCUCGGCGACGUCUCCCUCGCCGCCACAUACCUCGCCAACGCGACCAAAAUGCAAACCGCGCUCAACAGCCUGCUGUGGGACGCCGCUGAGGGCCUGUUCCGCAAGAACGACGUCCCGACGAGCAUCUACCCGCAGGCCGGCAACGCGCUUGCGGUCCUGUACAACCUCACGGCAUCGGACGCACAGAACAAGGCCGUGAGUGCUGAACUUUACAUGGAGAUUAAAUCACCGGCAGUCGAUCGCAACUCAUGCUGGGAGGUUUAUUUACAGCUUUUGGCCAAGUUCAAGGCCCUCGACGAGCUUCACAAUAUCGAUCAGACAAUAGACGACAGGUGGGCUUACGCCCUUAGCCAUGCAGCGGCAGAGUACAAGGACGAGAUCGCACCCUUACCUAACCUGAGGGAGCUUCAUGGUGGUGAUGGUGUCAUUGGACGGAACGUUUAUAUGGGCGGGGUGAAUAACGGCUACGGAUUGGGGCCGGAGCAUCAUGCCCGAUUGAAUGCAAUUCUCGACGAGAUUGAGCCGAACUUUGGUCCCGAUGAGUCAUAAACUGUUGGUCCCGAUCUUAAUUACAUGCUCACUACGCUAUCCCGAAUAUUAUGCUAUCUCGAAUGUUGGGCUUUUCGAAUAUUACGAUAUUGCGAUGUUGCGGUGUUGCGAUAUUGCGAUAGUCGGCUGCCUGGGUCUUGAUCAUUGCGUCAAUCAUCUGAUCAAUAUCUGCCAA
Molecule: messenger RNA, 1621 nt
Organism: Mycena citricolor
Lineage: Eukaryota; Fungi; Basidiomycota; Agaricomycetes; Agaricales; Mycenaceae
Source: the annotation of a GenBank genome assembly